This is a messenger RNA of Phyllotreta striolata, 2133 nucleotides long. NCBI's taxonomy places the organism in Eukaryota, Metazoa, Arthropoda, Insecta, Coleoptera, Chrysomelidae. The record is from the annotation of a GenBank genome assembly.
GGAGUACCUGACCCGCACUACGGACGGCCUACUCGUUUCAGUAAAAGGCCGUUUCAGUUUCAGUUCAACGCAGACUUCAGUUCGAUACAAUUCCACAGAAGUACCGUUCGGUGUGAUCGGUGAUUCGUGUACGGUUUAAUUCGUUCAUUGUUCGAUAGUAUCCUGUGCGUGGUGAUGAUGUUGUGAUGCACAAUCCGAUGAUAUGGGGCGACUGAGCAGGAGUACGCCGUCGUUCAGAGUGAAUUACAGGAAAUUAGUGAACGAUUGCAGCAACAGUUGCGACAGUUUGAGGAUAAUGCCCGCCCUGCCGGACUUCUUCGCGUAUUCCUGCAGGCACUGCGGACACAGGCAGACGUUACAGGCCGAAGAAGUGAACUCGAUAGUCGGCAAUGCUUUCAAGAUGGCGUACGCCGCCCAGUUGCAGAAACAGGCCGGCUUUCAGGACGUAAUAGCCUCGUUGGAUCAGACCCAGCAGGAUAAAGUACUUUGGACGAAAGAACUGACCGCUCUGAAGAAAGACAAACUCCAGCAGCAACAACAACAACAACAACAACAACAACGCCGUCCAGGCGCGUCGGACAUGGACGCCGCGACGCUGCGCCUGGCGCCGCCCACCACCAUACCGGGCCUCAAGGCCAACGUCAAAUUGAACGCGCUGGGCCAGGACGCCGGCCAGGACUUCGACAGGAAGAACAACCGGUCGCGGUCGCAGCUCUCGACGCCCAGCAGCGACGAGAGCAACUCCCCCACCGAGAUGAACUCCUACAAGCGCAUCGCCGACAAGCCGCCGCUCAUCAAGCGCAUCGCCAUGGGCCUCACCGGCAACAGCAAUCACAGCGACGACGAUAGCUAUCCUUUGGUCAACGAUAACACCCCCAGCACACCCAACAGCCCCACGAACCGCCCCCUGUCCGGCGGCUACGUGAACGAGACCGAGGACUCGAAGAACCGCUCGAACAACGCCGUGGACCAUUUGAAGAACGAAUUGGCCGAGAACAAUUCGAACUUGGGCAAGCGCAUCGAGCCCGAGGCGAAGGCGGACGCCAAGGAGGGCAAGGACGCGAAGAGCAAGCGGAUAUCGCAGCUGAGCUCGAGCAGCUCGGGCUCGUGUCCGGCCGCCGGCCAGGAGAACAACGGGCUGAUCGGGUUCGCGCCGGCGCCGCCGCCCCUGCCCGAGCGGACGGAUUCGCUGAACAACAAAGAGGAGGGAGAAUUGAGAUUGGCUCCUUGGUUCCAAGCGGGCAUCCCUAGGGAGAUAGCGUUGGAGAUUCUCGCCCAAGAACCCGUCGGGGCCUUCAUGGUGCGAGAAAGUACCAGCAAACCCGGCUGUUUUGCUUUGUCCUUGAGAGUACCCAGGAGUUUCCAACCCACCGGCAUAGCUCACUAUUUAAUUGUCAAAGCUAAUAAAGGAUACAAAAUUAAGGGUUUCACGAAGGAAUUCACGUCGCUGACGUCGCUGAUCACGCACCAUUCGGUGAUGCCGGAGCUGCUGCCGUGCCCGCUGUCGUUGAGCAGGUACCACCCGAGCUUCGGCAAGUCCGAUUCGAAGAGGGACUUCGCCGACAUCGACCUGGAUCCGGACUACAACAGCCUGGCGGAUUUCAGGAAGAUGAUGGCCGAUCUGAACGUGUAGCCGAUCGGUGGCCUUGUUUGUACAGUGGAACGCGUUACUAGUCGAUUAAAGACGCAAUUUAUGUGUUACAAAUGUGAUAUAAUCUGUUCGGUAGGAGUUUGUGCGGAUGACGAAUGGCUGCUGUUGAGUUUUUGAAGGGUAUAUAUAUUUUUUUUCGUUUAUUGAUUUAUGCGGUUUUUUCACGUAGACUGGAUUGGAAGUAGACGGAGAAUUUUUUUGUACGAUGUUGAUGUCCGGAUAUUUAAUAAUAAUUAACAGUGUAUGAACAGUAAUCGAGAAUUAAUUUAUUAAACGGACUUUUAUUAACGUAGCUUUUUGGUAGCGGAUACACUUUGUUUCUUUUUAUUAUUGCUUGAUUUUAUUCAGUGAUUUGUUGGACCAAUGAAUAUCUGUUAAUUGAUAUUAAGAAGCUUAAUUUUCCAAAAAAAUAAAUAAUUAUAUUAAUUAGAAAUCGGAAUAUAUUUGGAAAUAAGCUUUUUUAGUACUUACCUAGUCCGUAA